Colletotrichum spaethianum is the source of this 2577-nucleotide messenger RNA. RefSeq lists its product as uncharacterized. The transcript is spliced from 6 exons. Gene Ontology annotation, cellular component: protein phosphatase 4 complex; nucleoplasm. Gene Ontology annotation, molecular function: protein phosphatase activator activity. The record is from RefSeq and is a predicted model, not a curated record. The coding region runs from base 1 to 2577 and encodes 858 amino acids. Gene Ontology annotation, biological process: protein dephosphorylation; DNA damage response. NCBI's taxonomy places the organism in Eukaryota, Fungi, Ascomycota, Sordariomycetes, Glomerellales, Glomerellaceae.
AUGGCACAACCCGUGCCUCAUCAUGCGACGGACAAGAAACGCGUCAAGGUCUACGAACUGCGCAACAAUGACUGGUUCGACCGAGGCACCGGCUUCUGUACUGCUGCCUUCAUGCAGACGGAAGAAGGCCAACCUCGAGACCCGAGAGUCAUUGUCGAAUCCGAAGACCACCCUGACCGGCUUCUACUAGAGACCAAGAUCUGCAAGGAGGAUGGUUUUCAGAAGCAGCAAGAGACUCUGAUUGUCUGGACGGAACCUAGCAAUGGCAUUGAUAUGGCUCUUUCCUUCCAGGAGGCGGAUGGCUGUGCUUUGAUCUGGAAAUUCGUCAACAGUGUGCAACAGACUUUCCAGGGCGGAAUGGCUGGCGCUGACGUAGAUGACGGCCUCUCUGAUGAUCUUGCCAUGGAGAUGCCCAGCUCAAUCAGCCUUCCUCCUGCCGAGAUAGGGAAUCUUCCCGAGAUCGAAACCAGCAUGCGCAUCAUGAGUCAGACCGUCAACGGACGAGAAGCACUUUGCAAGUGCAUCACCCAAGAGGGUUACAUCCGCAAGCUGAUCCCUUUGGUCGAGAUGGCCGAAGAUCUCGAGAGCUUGCCCGACCUGCAUCGAUUAUGCAACAUCAUGAAGACAGUCAUCCUUCUCAACGACACCCAACUUAUCGAGCAUGUAGUUUCCGACGAAUGUGUCCUUGGCGUUGUCGGCGCUCUCGAAUACGAUCCAGACUUCCCAAGUCACAAAGCGAAUCACCGUCACUGGCUUGACAAUCAAGGCAGAUACAAGGAGGUUGUCCCGAUCGAGGACGACAACAUUCGGAGGAAGAUUCACCAGACCUACCGUCUCCAAUACUUGAAGGACGUUGUCCUCGCACGGAUAUUGGACGACCCUACCUUCUCCGUUCUCAACUCUCUGAUCUUUUUCAACCAAGUGGACAUCGUUCAGCACUUGCAAGGAAACGGAGGGUUCCUCAACGAGCUCUUCAGCAUUUUCAAGGUGACCCAAACGGAUCAGAUGCGGAAGAAGGAAGCCGUUCUUUUUAUCCAACAAUGCUGUGCCAUUGCAAAGAACCUCCAGCCUCAAGCUCGCCAAACGCUUUACAACAACUUCCUCAGCCACGGUCUGCUUCAAGUCAUCAACUUUGGUCUUCGUCAUCCCGACGUGAGUGUGCGAGUAGGCGCCACCGACGUACUGGUCUCUUUAAUCGACCAUGAUCCCCACAUGAUUCGCGGCACCAUUUACCGGCAGCUUCACGACGGUCAGCCGCCGUUGACGGAUUCGCUCAUCGACUUGCUCUUGGUAGAAGUCGAUCUCGGUGUAAAGUCUCAAAUCUCGGAUGCUCUGAAGGUCCUCCUCGACCAUGGACCCCCGAUGCAGUCGCAGGAAGCCUUUGCAAAGGCGAACGGGGAGUUCUCUGGCCGAAGGCCACAGGCAGCGGAAAAUCCUCAGCACGAGUUGUUCCUUUCCCAUUUCUACUCGACAUCAGCACAGCGGCUCUUCAGGCCACUGAUCGACCUUCAGGGGCGCACAGACAUGACUUUCCCAGUGCAGCAAGCGUCAAUGUUCACCUAUCUCAUUGAGAUUCUGUGCUUUUUCAUCCGGCAGCAUGUGCACCGCAGCAAGUUUUUCGUCCUUCAGCAGGAUCUCCUGCGACGAAUUGCUCAGCUCUUCGCUUGCCCGGAAAAGUACCUACGGCUCGCAUCACUAGUUGCCAUCCGCUUCUUCCGUAACUUGGCAGGCAUGCAGGACAACUUCUACGAUAAGCACAUCAUGGAACAUGGGAUUUUGGAGCCUCUGCUCGACAUGGUCUUCCAAUCCAUGCCCCGAGACAAUCUUCUGAGCUCGGCCUGCGUAGAGUUUUUUGGAUUCAUCACUCAACAGGAACACAGAAAGGAGAUGAACAAGUUCCUCGUUCAGAACUACCGGGAGCGGCUGGUUAAUCUGAGCUACAUGGAUACCUUCCGGAACAUCAUAGUGGUCUAUGAUCAAACGCAAGGGCACACCAUUGACUUUUACACGGAGUCAGAAGAGGACCAUGCAAGACGAACCGCCAAUCCCAACCAGAGGAUGAUGGAACACAUCGCCGUUGAUCAAGCCGAGGAGGACUACUUCAACACAUCAGACGAUGAAGAUGGCCCUGAAAGCAGAGCCUUUGACAAGGUGCAGCCGACAAAUGGCUCGGACGCGUCAACGCCAGCCUCUAAGCCACUGGUCGAUUAUCCUUCGGACGAAGAGGUAGACGAAAACGCGGACCCCGAGGUCUUGCCGACAUCCGGCGAGAAGCAGGAUGGAACGGAUGGUGCUUCCGACACAAGCAGUGAAUCAUCUUCAGUGGCACCCCCAGAACGACUCUCGGAGAAGAGGCGUCGCGAGGAAGAUGACGAUGAUGAGCUCGGCAAGUUGAUGCAGAACAAACGGAGGAACAGCAGUUCUGCAGGUUCGAACGCAUCAAUAACGUCGAGCAUGGUCAGGAGGAAAAAAACCUUUGCGGAUCGGUCAAAUACGGCGACGCCGAAGAAGAUUGCUAUCAGCAUAUCUCCAUCAGUGAAAACUGGCGGGGCGGCGAGGUCAGAUGAUGAAUCCUAG